Tarenaya hassleriana is the source of this 1482-nucleotide messenger RNA. RefSeq names its product mitochondrial phosphate carrier protein 3, mitochondrial-like. The record is from RefSeq and is a predicted model, not a curated record. Gene Ontology annotation, biological process: mitochondrial phosphate ion transmembrane transport. Gene Ontology annotation, molecular function: phosphate transmembrane transporter activity. The transcript has 6 exons. Bases 249 to 1271 code for a protein of 340 amino acids. Gene Ontology annotation, cellular component: mitochondrial inner membrane. NCBI's taxonomy places the organism in Eukaryota, Viridiplantae, Streptophyta, Magnoliopsida, Brassicales, Cleomaceae.
CAGAAGGUCAUGGUUCUGAAUAUUUCUGGUUAAAGAUGUGGUUUACUUUUCUGGUUCGUAGAUCUAAUUUGUAAAUUGUAAGCUAUUGGUUUGUUAAGGUAGACACGCGUCAUUCAUUGUUUGGGUUUGUUACAGAUUUGUUAUUUAGUUCUGAGCUUAGACAAAUGAAUUAAGGAAAAUUUACUCGGGUUAUUAUAUUGCCCAACCAAAAACCCCACUUUUCCGAUUUUGUCAGUUGAAGAUUGUGAAUGGCGUGGGAUCGGAGGUCUCCCACCGGCACCGCCAUGGAUUCCUUCGCCCCAAGCUUCCUCUACUCUUCGUCUUCUUCGCCUAGGUCUUUCCUCGGCGAUGUCGAUGCAUCUCCGAAUGGCUUCCUCAUCGCACCUCCCUCCGAUCCGCGGAAAAAGAUCGAGAUGUACUCUCCUGCGUUCUACGCCGCCUGUUCCUUGGGUGGCAUCCUCAGCUCUGGUCUCACUUCCAUGGCCCUCACCCCUCUCGAUCUCGUCAAGUGCAACAUGCAGAUGGAUCCUGCAAAGUACAAGAGCAUCUCGUCUGGAUUCGGAGUUUUGCUCAGAGAGCAAGGAGUGAGGGGGGUCUUCCGUGGAUGGGUUCCCACUCUGUUAGGUCACAGCGCUCUGGGAGCCUGCAGGUUCGGAUUCUACGAGUUCUUUAAGAAACGCUAUUCGGACAUUGCUGGACCCGAGUACAAGACACUCGUCUACUUAGCCAGUGCUGCUUCCGCUGAGGUGAUCGCCGAUGUGGCUCUCUGCCCAUUCGAGGCAGUGAAAGCCAGGGUUCAGUCCCAGCCAGGAUUCGCGAGGGGAAUGUCUGAUGGAUUUCCCAAGUUUGUCAAGUCUGAAGGUGUCGGCGGCUUGUAUAAGGUACUUGGUCGGCUCUGGGGACGUCAGGUUCCUUACACUAUGAUGAUCUUUGCUUCUUUCGAGACAUUUGCGGAGAUGGACUACAAAAACGGAGUCUGCCCACCAAAGGAGCAGUGCAGCAAAAAUGAGCAACUCAGAUCAAGUUUUUCCAGAGGUUUGCUCGCUGGAACGUUGUUUGCUAUGUUUUCUCAUCCCACAAUCCAUCUACUUCCCUCCCUCAGCCACGCCAUACGAGCAACGCCUGCAGAGUGUAUAUCUGUGAUAGGAGGCAUUGAAGAAACUUGGGCAUUGGGGUCUGUUCAAACACGUUAUGACGUUAGGGGUCAAAGGGCUUCCUCUACGUGUUGUGGCGAUAGGGACACUGGUUGGUGCACAGUGGCUUAUAUAUGACUCUUUCAAAGUCUCUGUCGGCCUGCCAACCACGGGAGGCGCGUAGGCAUGUCAACAAAGGCCCGGAAUCCGUGACGAGUUGAGCCCGUUCGGGAAAAAAAAAAUAAGAAUAAGGGACGAUAGAUUAGGACUGAAAUUAGGAGCUUGAAUGAACGGAGUUUUUAGAGUUUUAAAAAAAAUUGAUAAUCAAGAUUUUAUGGAUUUAGUUUUA